CUCCACAGUUCAACUCAACAGCUCGCAUCUUUUUCCCUUGUCAUCAUUACGUAGAUGAAACGCAUCCACUUUUCCUUCCUCUCUGAGGGAUGUUCGCAAACGGAUUCACAUUGAACAUAAGAAGAUAAUUUACGACUUUAUACUAGCGGUGAGAAAGGUGUAACUAAGUAAAUAAUGGCUCCUCAAUCCGCCAUUCGAUCAAAACAGAUGGAAAAAACAAUAAACGGAAUACCAACUCAAGUUGUCUGCACGGAAUUCAGCAACUACAUUUUUAUAGUUCUGACACAGUAUGGUAAAAUUGGGACACUUUUGUCCAUAACACCUGACACAAGGUCUGGUGACAUCAGUGUACCCAUGUUCACAACCAGAGUACUGCUGGGAAAGGAUGAGCCUCUUACACACGUCUACGCCAAGAAUGUCACAACAUUUGUCUCACAGGAAUCAGGCAACCGACCGGUCCUGUUGGGCCUUUCACUUAAAGACAACAGUGCUGAAACUAUGAAAACUGUCAAAGAUAUGAUCAAAGGCUGCCAAGUUUGGUAAACAGGAGAUUAAAUGGCUAACGCACUAGAUGAGGACAAAUGACGUAUCUGUGCAAUUUUAACUAAAAACUUGGCUUGUCUCUUGUGAAUUUAGAUAUACCCAAGAUACCUGUGUAGACAAUGUUAAGUGCUGUUGUUACUGCACAAAGUUUGAAACGCUUGAAUUUUUUUUGUUAAAACAGAGUACUGUUCAAGAUCACUCCUUUUUGCCUCUGUAUAAUGGAUGGUCUUUCAUAUGUCAUAAGAUUAAAGUUAUAUUUUCUUACCUUGAA
This is a messenger RNA of Ctenopharyngodon idella (grass carp), 814 nucleotides long. It is a transcript of the gene psmg3, whose product is annotated as proteasome (prosome, macropain) assembly chaperone 3. Lineage: Eukaryota; Metazoa; Chordata; Actinopteri; Cypriniformes; Xenocyprididae. The transcript has 3 exons. Gene Ontology annotation, biological process: proteasome assembly. The record is from RefSeq and is a predicted model, not a curated record. The coding region runs from base 175 to 543 and encodes 122 amino acids.